Messenger RNA from Rubroshorea leprosula, 1061 nucleotides. The record is from the annotation of a GenBank genome assembly. NCBI's taxonomy places the organism in Eukaryota, Viridiplantae, Streptophyta, Magnoliopsida, Malvales, Dipterocarpaceae.
UUGCUGUCAAUCCUGAAGCCGCUGUGAUGUUAUUGUCUUCCAGUCAUGGAUACAAGAAAUGGCAGUCUAUGUGAAGAGCAUAGAUGCAAAGCAUCUAGUUGAGAUCGGAUUAGAAGGAUUUUAUGGUCCCUCCGCACCUGAGAGAGCUCAGUUCAAUCCGAAUUCAUAUGCUACACAGGUUGGAACGGACUUCAUAAGAAACCAUCAGGCUCUUGGUGUUGAUUUUGCUUCUGUUCACAUUUAUCCUGACUCCUGGAUUUCUCAAACAAUCAGUGAUGCCCAUCUGCAAUUCACCAAAUCAUGGAUGGAAGCUCACAUAGAAGAUGCAGAGAAGUACCUCAACAUGCCAGUCCUGUUUUCUGAGUUUGGGGUGUCUUCAAAGGAUCCUGGAUACAAUUCUUCAUUCAGGGACAAGUUUUUUAGCACAGUAUACAAUACACUACUGAACUCAACUAAGAAGGGAGGUAGUGGAGCUGGAAGUCUUUUCUGGCAGCUAUUUCCUGAGGGGACAGAAUACAUGAAUGAUGAUUAUGCAAUUGUGCUUUCAAAAUCUCCUUCAACAUCAAAUAUCAUAUCCCUCCAUUCCACUAGACUUGCCAUCUUCGAUUCUCUGUGCUCGAGGAAAUGUAAAUGGGGUUGCAAGAAGAAAGGUGGUCUGGACACAUUCCUCUACCGUGAUGAACUGUAAUAUUGUAUGCAGAAAGAAAAUUGUGCCUGACGUGAUAAUAGAAGAUCAUAAUAUAUUGCACCUGUUCGUACUUGCACAGAAAAUGAAAAUAUAUCGUGGAUUUUGAAUAUAAAACCUCUGAGAAAUUCAAAAGCAAAAUGGGUUAAAAAAAAAUUACUACAUGAUCAGCCUACUCAUCUCAUGCAUCGGCAACCUACUAAUUGCACAAAGUGCAUCUAAAUUCAUUCCUUGAUAUUAAUGCAUCGCCCAGGUUCUGUCUCAGAUAUGCGAUCAAGUUGGGGUAGAUAACCCUGUAAAAUAUUUAAACUAUGAUGACAGCCGCCUGCUGCAGGUAUACAAAAAAUGGCAGGAUUAAUAAAAAAAAGGUCAUCCU